AGCAUGAUCUUACCCAAUCGGACUGUGGGAUUUCAUAUCUAUGAUAGCCACUUUGAUGCCCAGAUAACUUAUCAGAACACGCUGAACUUGCUCUUUAAUCAGAAACCAACUCUUCUCAACUACAACUGCAGCAAGAAGAUACCAGCAGCUGUCAUUGGGGGUACUGACUCAGAAACCUCCCUCCACAUAGCUACUAUUUUAGGGAUCUACAAGAUUCCGCAGGACCCCCGUUCUCUGACCGAUCAUUUUAUCAGAGUCUUCUGGGAACAAGCAUUUAAAUGCUCGUUUCCAGCUUCUGCAACAGACAAAGGAAGCUGUACUGGCAAUGAGAGACUGGAAAGCCUUCCACGGCCUUUUUUUGAAAUGAGCAUGACCAGUCAAAGCUACAGUGUUUAUAAUGCUGUCUAUGCUGUGACACAUGCUUUGCAUGCCUUUUAUUCAUCCAGAAGGAAAUAUGGAGCGGUGUUGAUGAAAAAUUACCCAAGGACUUCUAAAUCACAGUAUUUUCAGCUUUAUCAUUUCCUAAGUCGAAUUUCCUUUAACAACAGUGCUGGAGACAAGGUGUCUUUUGACAAGAAGCAUGAAUUGCUAGCUGGAUUUGACAUUAUCAACUGGGUUACUUUCCCUAACAAAUCCUUCAUGAAAGUGAAAGUGGGACAAAUGGAUCCUGAAGCCCCAUCAGGCAGAAGGUUCACCAUCAACGAAAGAAAAAUCACAUGGCAGGCCCAUUUUAAACAGACUAUACCUCUUGCUCUGUGCAAUGAUCAUUGCCCACCAGGCUCCAGAAAGAAAAGGAAGGAAGGGAAGCCAUUUUGUUGCUACGAUUGUAAUACUUGUCCAUCAAGAAAGUUUUCAAAUGAAAGAGAUAUGGAUGACUGCUUAGACUGUCCAGAAGAACAAUAUCCAAACAAGGAAAAAAAUACGUGCAUUCCCAAGGAUCUAAAUUUCUUGUCAUACAAUGAAACUUUGGGCAUCACUUUGGCUGCUCUGGCUCUCUCGUUUUCUGUGACCACAGUGGUGGUACUUGGAAUUUUCAUAAAACAUCGAAAUACUCCCAUUGUCAAAGCUAACAACCGGAAUCUCACUUAUCUUCUCCUUGUCUCCCUCUUCCUCUGCUUCCUCUGUUCCUUGCUGUUCAUUGGUCAGCCCCAAUUGCUGACCUGUCUUCUUCGUCAAAUUGCAUUUGGGAUAAUCUUCUCAGUUGCUGUCUCUUCAGUUUUGGCCAAAACUAUCACAGUGGUUCUAGCUUUUAUGGCUACUAAGCCAGGAUCAAAAUUGAGAAAAUGGGUGGGGAAAAGAUUUUCAUACUCUCUGAUUCUCUAUUGUUCCUGCAUUCAAGCAAGUAUUUGCAUAUUGUGGCUGUGCACUGGCCCUCCUUUCCCAAAUUUGGACAUGCAUUCUCUUCCAGAAGAGAUUGUAGUUGAAUGCAAUGAAGGAUCAGGGAACAUGUUCUAUUAUAUUUUAGGAUAUAUGGGAUUUCUUGCUCUCAUCAGCUACAUUGUGGCUUUCUUUGCUCGAAAACUGCCAGACUCUUUUAAUGAAGCCAAAUUUAUUGCUUUUAGCAUGCUGGUGUUUUGUAGUGUAUGGAUGACUUUUGUCCCAACUUAUCUGAGCACCAAAGGAAAAUAUAUGGUAGCUGUGGAGAUCUUCUCCAUCUUGGCUUCCAGUAUAGGAAUAUUGGGAUCUAUCUUUUUCCCUAAAUGCUACAUAAUUGUAGUGAGACCAGAACUCAACACAAAGGACCAUCUAAAAACAAAAAACUAACAAUUACAGAUAUUAAUUGAUUUUGAAGAAUUUAGCAUGGUCUUGAAAAGAAAGUUGGAGAGAUAAAAUGUUGAUCAGUCAUGAGGAAGUAGAAUGUGUAAGAAAAAGACGCAGAAUACUCCCAAUUUGACUUCAAUGUUCUUAAAAUGGGGAAAGUGGAUUUUUUGGACUAGGUUUCAACUGUCAAUAUACAGAAACCUAUAAUAAUAAAGUAGUAUUCCUGGAAUUCGUGCACCAUCAGUUUCGUGACCUGGUCUACUUGAAAAGGUUGAUACAUCAUUAGGGUUUGAUUACAAUAUUCAAUAUUGUAAUAUCAAAUCUUAAACCAAUGCCUCUUGUCAGCUGAACAAAGACAAGAUAUUGUAUUUAUCACACUGUACAAAUUGUAUAUUUAGGUUCACUUUUAUAGCAAUAGCAAUAACACUUAGACUGACAUACCACUCCUUAGUGAUUUACAGGACUCUCUGAGAAGUUUGAAAGAUCAGAAUAUUUCCCCCAACAAUCUACUCCCCAUUUUACCAAUCUUGGAAGAAUGGAAGGCUAAGUCAACCUCAAACAGUCAUGAUCAAACACUCUGUGGGCAGAGUUAGCCUGCAAUACUGCAUUUAACACUGUGCCACCGGGGCUCAUACCGCCAAUGACUGCCACCUUCUCUUCAACCAGAAGCCAAGAAUCCAGGGGGAUCCCAGAUUACAUCUGGAAUCCGUUUGAGCAGUGCAACCUCAUCCAGCAUCAUAGUCCUAGAACUGACAGGUCCCAAAUCCCAAAGCCACUCAGUGUUGCCAGGUUCAGUUGAACCCUGUCUUUCCCCAUACAGAUGCUCACAGUGUCCAAGCAUUAGGAUAAGACAAUCAUGGCAUCACUUCAUUCAUCUGGGGCACGGGUGUAUAAUCACAAGUUUGCUGCAAACAGUGGUAGGAAUACCCAAACAACAACAAUUACUAAUAAAUAACAACAAUGAAACAAAAAUAAUUAUCAACAAUAACUUGCCUAACCUCUCAACCUCCAUGCCUGAGAAAAGAACCUUCCUAACAAUCAGUAAGAGUUAACUUUAUAUUGAGGAAAUGUUCCAAAGGGAGAUUCAGUUACAUAAAAGGCAUACUACUAAGGGACUAUUAGAUAAUACUCCUUAAUAAACAAUACCUGGAGCAUGCCACUCCUCCUGGAACUGAUGGAGCAGACAGUGACAAUUGGAGAAAGUUGGUCCCACAAAUAUCCUGCUCCCAUGUGAUGUAGGACUUUGUAGAUGGUGUGAGUUCCAUCAGCAAGCUAUUAAUAUUUAUUGAUAAAUACAUUAAGCAAUCAGAGGGGUAUUACUACUUACUAAGUUUUGAACUGUUCUCAAAAUGUCCAAUAAAUUCUCAUAUAUGUUUUA
Molecule: messenger RNA, 3139 nt
Organism: Pantherophis guttatus
Lineage: Eukaryota; Metazoa; Chordata; Lepidosauria; Squamata; Colubridae
Source: RefSeq, a predicted model, not a curated record